Molecule: messenger RNA, 1491 nt
Organism: Pocillopora verrucosa
Lineage: Eukaryota; Metazoa; Cnidaria; Anthozoa; Scleractinia; Pocilloporidae
Product: serine/Arginine-related protein 53
Source: RefSeq, a predicted model, not a curated record
GAUACCGCAGUUGUAGCAUGGCCUCAACUGGCCACGCAUCGAAGCUACUUGUCUGUGCAAAGCAGUGGAAAUGGGUAGACACAGCUCAGAUUCCGAGGAGGAUAGACGAAGGAAACACAGAUCUUCGAGGAAACGUCACAGAAGAAGCAGGAGUCGAGAACGGAGGAAACGGUCGCGGUCUCGAGAGAGAAAACGAAGUCGAUCUAGAAGCAGUAGUUAUGAGGAUUACAGGCGUAGCAGAUCAAGUCGAAAAGGUCACAGAUUUAGUCGAUCAAGCAGUAGUAGAAGCACUAGCAGUAGUUCCAGUGGUGGUGGUUGGAGAAAAAGUAGGAAAGAUAAAAGGGAUUCAAGUUCACAGCUCACAAAAGAAAAGACUAAAGCAAAAAUGAAGAAAGCUUUGGCAAAAGCAGAAUCUAAAGAUGAAAUACUCAAAAGGGAUAAAGCUGCCAAGGAAUUAAGAGAGUUUGCACCUAACAAAGACACAAUAUUGCAAAUAGAAAGCAGUGAAUUUGUGCCUCAGUCCUUCAGCUCAUCUUCUGGCUCCAAAGGUCAUCAGAUAGGUGGGAAAAAUAUUGAUGGUAGCCAUGAAGAAGCUAUGUUUGGUGUUGGUGGAGCAGUGCCAGAAAUUUCAUCCCCAACUGUAGCUACAGCAGAGUUGAAGACUGCUCCUCAUUUAGUUAUAUCACAAACUUCUGAUAAGGAUGGACUGUUUGCUUCAUGGCUUCAUGAAGAUGAAGAAACCAAGACAUCUCGCUGGAUAACUAAAUUAAAAAAGAUGCGACAAGAACUCUUGGCAGCCACCUAGCUACAAUGUUAGUGGCUAUAUCCUUUUUUUUCUGAUAAAAAUACAUUCAAGUAAUUUUUGUAUCAGUAUGUUGUAUUGAAUAUAAAAACAAUCUAUUUUUUAGCUUGUUUUCCUAAAACAGUGUAACAUCUUUAAUAAGCCAUUCCCCUUGUGUUCAACACAAAAAGUUUUUUUGGCAGAUAUAAACUCAUGUAAGAUUGUUUUCAAACUUUUCAACCAUUUAGCUUAUGGUAACAAAAGGACUCUGACUCUUUCUCUUCAUAACAACCUAUAUCUAGAGUACAAAAACGUCUGGGUCAUCACAAUGUUGUAAUAACUUAACUUAGUAGUAUUGUAGAGAACUUAAGCAAUAUUUUUACAACUUUAGAACUUAUCCUAGAUAAAUUUUCCUAUGAAACCUUGUGUCAGUCUAAGUCAAAUCUUCUGCAAUACAAUUGUAAGCCAUAAAGAUGACCUGAAUAGUGAUAGGUUUUUCGAAACAUGUUCCAUAUCAUAUAUAGAUAAGUUCCGUAUAUUUAUAUCACAGAUGUGUGUUACCUUUGUCAGUAGAAUACUUGCAGAGAACACUAAAACAUGUUACAGACAUUAUAGCCUCGAUGGAAACCUAGUAUAAACUUCAUCUAGAGAUAUUCUCAUCGUUUCUAAAAUGUGAACUUUGUAAAAAAAUAAAAUUUCGAUUAACCUUA